This is a messenger RNA of Rangifer tarandus platyrhynchus (Svalbard reindeer), 285 nucleotides long. The record is from the annotation of a GenBank genome assembly. NCBI's taxonomy places the organism in Eukaryota, Metazoa, Chordata, Mammalia, Artiodactyla, Cervidae.
AUGAACAGUCCAGCAAAGGCUGGAAGAGCCGCCUCUGACCUCAGGAGCUGCAGACACACCCUCUCCCCGGGCAAGCGCCUUUUCUCUGGUUUCUGCUCUGCACGCUCCAGCCUCCUGGGCGACUGGACUCCGAGACGGCUCUUCGGUCAAGAGGCCCAGGCGUCUGUCUCCUUACCCUGCGCAGGCCUGAGAACGGCCUCCAGGCGGCACACCGAAGCAGCGCUCAUCUCGCUUACAUCCAACUGCUUAGAGACACACCUCCUGCUCUGUCUGUACAAUACCUGA